Molecule: messenger RNA, 3723 nt
Organism: Leucoraja erinaceus (little skate)
Lineage: Eukaryota; Metazoa; Chordata; Chondrichthyes; Rajiformes; Rajidae
Product: serine/threonine-protein kinase PAK 2-like
Exons: 17
Coding region: 297-1868 (523 amino acids)
Biological process (GO): protein phosphorylation; regulation of MAPK cascade; intracellular signal transduction
Cellular component (GO): cytoplasm
Molecular function (GO): protein serine/threonine kinase activity; ATP binding
Source: RefSeq, a predicted model, not a curated record
UGGUCCCUAGGCAGACACAAACAUGUUGGAGUAACUCAGCGUCACAGGCAGCAGCAUCUCUGGAGAGAAGGAAUGGGUGACGUUUCGGGUCGAGACCCUUCUUCAGAAGGAGAGUCAGGGAAGUGGAAGACACGGAGAGAAGGAAGGUUCCAGGUUAAAAAAUAAAAUUGCUGGACGAUUGUGUUAAACGUGACUUCUAACGCCUUCAACAUCACGGAUCGCAAUAUCAGGACAAAGCAAAAGGUGAGUGAAGAGCGCUGCCAAAGCCGGAAUAAAUGGUUUUGUAAUCCGGAAUUAUGUCCAACAACGGAGAGUUGGAAGACAAACCACCUGCACCUCCAGUACGUGUGAGCAGCACCAGCUUCUGCAUGAGCAAUAAGGACACUCUGUUGACCAACCAUAAUGCUAAACCACUACCAUCUGUGCCUGAAGAGAAACAGAAGCGGACAAAGCUGAAGUCAAUCUUCUCAAAUACCGGAGAGAAAGGGAAUAAGAAGAGAGAAAAAGAACGGCCAGAAAUAUCUCCUCCGUCAGACUUUGAACAUACAAUCCAUGUUGGGUUUGAUGCAGUGACGGGCGAGUUCACAGGAAUGCCAGAGCAAUGGGCUCGGCUAUUACAGACAUCCAAUAUCACCAAACUGGAACAGAAGAAAAAUCCUCAGGCUGUGCUUGAUGUGCUCAAAUUCUACGAUUCUAAAACUACAGUGAAACAGAAGUAUCUGAGUUUCUCAGACCAGCAAGAUGGAUUUCCUGCUGGCACACCAAAACGCAGUUCAAAAGGCACAGAACCUUCAAACGUACCGACUGUUCCAGAGGAGGAUGAUGAUGAUGAGGCCCUGCCUCCGGCCAUUGCACCGCGGCCAGAUUGCACCAAAUCUGUUUAUACACGUUCGGUGAUAGAUCCAAUCCCACCGACGACUGAUGGUGACGGUGUUUCAAAGGGAUCAGACAAAACGAAAAAGAAAACGAAGAUGACUGAUGAUGAAAUAAUGGAAAAAUUGAGAAGUAUUGUGAGUGUUGGAGAUCCAAAGAAGAAAUAUACCAGAUUUGAAAAGAUUGGACAGGGCGCCUCUGGUACAGUAUUCACAGCUAUUGAUGUGGCCACUGGACAGGAGGUGGCGAUCAAACAGAUCAACCUGCAGAAACAACCAAAGAAAGAGCUGAUCAUCAAUGAGAUCCUGGUGAUGAAAGAAUUGAAGAACAGCAAUAUUGUCAACUUCCUGGACAGCUACCUGGUGGGAGACGAGUUGUGUGUUGUGAUGGAAUAUCUGGCCGGAGGUUCAUUGACUGAUGUUGUUACAGAAACCUGCAUGGAUGAGGCACAGAUUGCUGCUGUGUGCAGGGAGUGCCUACAAGCAUUAGAGUUCCUUCAUGCGAACCAGGUCAUCCAUCGAGACAUCAAGAGUGAUAACGUACUGCUGGGAAUGGAUGGAUCUGUGAAACUCACCGACUUUGGCUUCUGUGCCCAGAUUACACCAGAGCAGAGCAAGCGCAGCACCAUGGUAGGGACACCUUACUGGAUGGCACCGGAGGUGGUGACAAGAAAAGCUUAUGGCCCCAAAGUUGACAUCUGGUCGCUGGGGAUCAUGGCCAUUGAAAUGGUGGAAGGAGAACCCCCGUAUCUAAAUGAGAAUCCGCUGAGGGCCUUGUACCUCAUUGCCACUAAUGGGACUCCGGAGCUUCAGAAUCCAGAGAAACUCUCUGGAAUAUUUCGGGAUUUUCUGAACCGCUGUCUGGAGAUGGAUGUGGAGAAACGGGGUUCUGGAAAGGAACUAUUGCAGCAUCCAUUCCUGAAGCUGGCUAAGCCCAUGUCCAGUUUGACGCCGCUGAUUUUGGCAGCCAAGGAUGCAAUGAAAAACAAUCGCUAGCUCUUCUCCUACGACUCCCCUCGGUCCCCCAAAGAUUGGAAUCAAAUAUUACAUUCUGCAUUGAAAUGCCGGAGCAACUGCAAGGUCCCACUCGGGCCCUACACGUGCCGUUCACCAGACAACCCACACAGCAAGGUUGAUGCUGCUUUUCUCUUUUCAAAGCAAAAAGUCCCUUUUCCUUCCCUCUACAUUUCAAUACUUGAAUUUCUGAUUGAAAGACAGAUUAGCUGCCUCCCCUGUGGAAUCUGGAUUUUUCCCAGCAUGCAGUUUGCUCUGCCAGUUGCUGUCUCCUCUGGACAUUAUGUACUGUUUCGGGUGAGUGGGGCUUCGGGAUAUUCUGCUUAAUGCCUUUUUUUUGUAUAUUAUGUAUCUCAAUGGCGAUUUGCGUUAGAAUUCGGGAGAGUUGUGUAGCUGUCUUUUGUUUUAAGUUUUCAUUGUUUGUACUAACAUUAUGGAGUUCUGUCUAGUCACUAGCGCUGGCUGGCGGGGCUAGGAUACCAGCUUCCUCCAUGCUAGUGAUUAUAUUUCUUUGUUAAUCACAAAAUGCCUUGAUGAUUAGUGUGCACACUUGAAGGAGAGCUGCAGAAGUUAAUUUUUUCUGUGGCCGUAAUUAGGUAAAUGUUAGUGAAUUCAGACUUGUAAUAAGACCCUUGGUCCAAGUUAUCUAACGGUCAUUUAUUUUUGCAGUGGGACUUAUUCUUAUGUGCAUUGAUCCAAAUUCUCCACAUAUUUAUAUUACAGCCACAACAAUGCAUUGAAUCGUCUUAAUGUUGGGUGCCUUCAUUGAUGCCACACUGAUUCCUAUAAGGUUUCUGCUGACAAAAGGAGCUGAAUGUUUAAUAUUAGAAUCAGUUGAGCAGUCUUCAGACAGUACAGUAGAGAAGCAAUGCUGCAUCAUGAUUGUAGCAUCCCAGUCUUGCAGAUUCCCAUAGUUUUAUUUAUUUUCAUUAAAAAAACACAUUAUUUUGAUUUGUUUUCACUGAUAUUUAAAAACUGCAAUGUGUUUACAAAAAGUGGUUGAUGCUUCAGGUUUCUGUAGAAUGCAAUCUCUGCACGUUUGAUGGUAGAUCACAGCAUGUACCACGUGCAUCCCCAGACAGUCAUGACUGCAGAAACUGUACCUGGAGAACACCUGACGUGCGUAUACUUCUCAUCAUGGUUCAAUGAAUCCCAUUCGGGUAUCUGACCCCCAACCCCCAGCUCAUCAUACACCUAUGCUGCUGCACUGCACCCAGCCUCCACAGAUACACUGAAAAAGUGCCUCAUUGCAAUGCAAACUUACCACUGUGCAUCACUGCACAACAAAAUGGUGUAUCAAGUCACACUCCCUGCAGCGCACUGCACAUUCCAUACAGUCCCAAAUCAUGUACAACAUCUUGUAAUGACUGUUGGUAAAAUGAUCAGCGGGUAUCUCUUUUGGGGCAUAUGGAUAGAAGGUAGUGGGGAGCAGAUUUAUUGUGUCCAUGCAAUAUAUUGUGAGACUUCUAAAAAUAGUUGCAAUAAGAUGCAGUCUCCAAGGAAGGAAUGGAUGACCAGAUAACUGAGGUCACCCUUCUGCCUUGACCUGCCUUUCCGAGCUCUGCACAGUAAUAAAUGAUUCAAAAGCUACAACCACUCAACACAUGACGGUGGUAAACUGUUAGAUGGAAAAUAUUUUGUGCACCUUUCUCAUGUUUCCUGAUAAGAGUGUUGAUAAAUUCUGUGGCUUAUUACUGCAGUAUUAACUGGUGAAAAUAUAACAAAGGUGAAUGCAUCUGUUAAAGUGCCUAACUGUUGAGUCUGAUAUUUCUGGGAAUUAGGGGUUUUGGACUCUUUUCUAAUUAAUACGAAAAAAAAUAAAAAAUUUUAGAUAAAA